This is a messenger RNA of Maylandia zebra (zebra mbuna), 7045 nucleotides long. RefSeq names its product translocated promoter region b, nuclear basket protein (gene tprb). Lineage: Eukaryota; Metazoa; Chordata; Actinopteri; Cichliformes; Cichlidae. Gene Ontology annotation, cellular component: nuclear pore. Gene Ontology annotation, molecular function: structural constituent of nuclear pore. The record is from RefSeq and is a predicted model, not a curated record. Gene Ontology annotation, biological process: mRNA export from nucleus; regulation of mitotic spindle assembly; protein import into nucleus.
AAAAAUGGCGGCACUCCUGCAACAGGAGUUGGAGGCUUCCGAACUAGCCAAGCUACCAAAAACAAUUCAAAGUAAACUCGAGAAAAUAGUUUCUGAUCUGCGGUAUGAAAUCGAUUCAUUAAAAGCCCAACACGAGCAAUUCCGGGUUGACAGCGAGCAACAGUUCUUCGAAAAAGUUAAACAGCUUUCCCAAUGUCAAGAAGACUUCCUGUCUCACACUCAAGAACAUCUUAAACUCAAAGAUGAGUUUAACAGACUUGGAGAGGAACUCCAAAGUGUUCGCGAGAAGAACCGAGAAUAUGAAUCUGCACAACAGAGGUUGUCAUCAGAGCAGACUGUGCUGUCCAAAGCCAAAGAUGAAUUGGAGGCAGAAAAGCGAGAACUUGUGCGAACACUGGAAAGGAGAUCCUUAGAAGUGGAGAACUUAAAUGAUGACCUGAGGCAACUCAAUGAUAAGUUGGUGGAAGUGAACUCGUCAAAGAUGACCCUGCAGAUGAAGUUGGAUGAUCUCGAAGCAGCUGAAGUCAACAUCAAAUAUAAGGAGAAGCGAAUGGAACAAGAGAAAGAGCUGCUGAACAGUCAGACAGCUUGGCUUAACGAGGAGCUGAAGGCCAAGAGUGAGGACCUGCUGUCCCUGUCCCGGCAGAAGGGUAACGAGAUCCUGGAGCUGAAGUGUUCCCUGGAGAAUAAAGAAGAUGAGAUGAAAAAACUCCAAGAUCAAGUGACCAGUCUGAAGACAUCAAACGAGAACCUUCAGAAACAAAAUGAGGAGAUGAUCAGCAAACUCAAAGAAGCCAAGGAGCAACACACCAGCAUGGAGGAGAAGUUACGAAAUGAGCUCAAUACCAACAUUAAGCUUUGCAAUUUACACAAGGGAGCAGCUGCAGAUUCUGAGGCCAAAAGCAAAGAGCUGAGUCAGGCGGUGGAGGAGCUGCACAAGCUGCUGAAAGAUGCCGGUGAAGUCAACAAGACUCUCAAGGAUAAGUUGCAGGAAAUGAAUGGCGUCACAGACAAAACUGUCGGUGAGCUAAAGGACAGGAUUCAGGGCCUUGAGAAGGAGCUGGACAAUGCCAAUGAACUGCUGUCAAGUUCCAAACUUAGAGGCCCUGUUGCCUCAACAUCCAUUCUGACAGAACAGCAAAUGACAACAAUGUCUCCAACAGCCGCUGCUAUAUCCAAGAUAAAACCUGGUAUGAAGCUGACUGAGUUGUAUACAGCAUACGUGGAGAGCCAGGAGCAGCUGCAGUUGGAGCGGUUGGAGAACAAGCGAGUCAACAAGUAUCUGGACGACAUUGUGCAGGAAGUGGAAGCGAAAGCCCCCAUCCUGAAAAGGCAGAGGGAUGAGCAUGAGCGCAUGCAGAAAUCAGUGGCCAGCCUUUCUGCCAAGCUGGAGCAGGCUGUUAAGGAGGUUCACCGCCUGCAGAGCGAGGCCGACGAGGCCAACAAGCGCUCCUCGGUCCUGGAGAGAGACAAUCAGAGAUUUGAGCUUCAGCUCGCUGACAUGGCUCAGCAGGUUCGCGUGCUGCUGAUUGAGCUCGAAGAAGCUCGUGGGAACCACGUGAUUCACGAGGAGGUGGUGAGCUCAGCUGAUGUCAGCAGCACGUCAGAGGUGAUCAGCCAACACUUGGUGACUUUCCGUAGUGUGGAGGAGCUUCAGAAGCAGAACCAGCGUCUUCUUGCGGCCCUCAGAGAUCUCAGUGAAGCCCAGGAGAAGGAGGAGUUUGAGGCUACCGGCAAUAAGCACGGGGAGCUGGAGCAGAGUUUGGGGAAGGCCCAGGCUGAGCUGGAGUCUUUGAGAGAGCAACGCAGCCAGCAGAUAAAGAUGACCGAGUCCAUUGUGAGGCAGAGGGACAUGUACCGAGUCUUACUGGCUCAGGCGACCGGAGUCAACUUCCCACAACAAGGUACACCAACUGAAGAAUUCUCCCUGACGUCUACCCCACGUCGUUCCCCCGCGGCCACUCCCACCGCAGGAACACCCACCGCUCUUGUUUCCAUGGCCACAGAGUCUGCUGAGGCGUUGGAGGCCAAGGCGGCUCUGCGACAGUUGCAGGACGUCUUCUCCACCUAUAAGAAGGAGCGCGCGGAGAGCGAGAAGGCGAUGACCGAACAGAACGAGAAACUCCAGGAACAGCUCUCGGAGCUCCGCUCCCAGAAUGCCAAGAUAUCCACACAGCUAGAGUUUGCUUCCAAAAGGUACGAGAUGCUGCAGGACAAUGUCGAGGGCUACAGGAAGGAGAUUGCUUCACUGAGAGAGAAAGGACAGAAGAUGGAGGCUGCCACACAAAAGCUUGAACAGACCGUCCACACGUUGAAUGAGGAUCUUAAAGAGUCCAAGGAGAAACUCGCCAUGGCUGAGGGCCGUGCUGAGAACUUGCGUAAGGAGAGAGACAUGCUGAAGCUGGUCGAGUCCCGGCUGAGUCAGGAGAAAGAGACGAUUCUGAGCCAGCAGCAGAGCCAAAACCUGCUGCUGACCAACCUCCAGGCUAUUCAGGCCACUCUGGAGCGCUCUGAGGUCGACACACGUCAGCGUCUGAACAGCCAGCUAGAGAAACAGGAGCGAGAGAUCUCCCAGCUACAGAAGAGGCUUGAACAGGAAGUGGAGCAGCGCCACCUGCUCAGCAGAAACCAGGAAAUUCAGUUAAUGGAUGCAAAGAGGCAGUUGGAGACACAAGUCGCCUUACACCAAAAAACAAAGGAACAACUUCAUGCCGCCGAGUCUGAGCUCAACACCCUCAGGAUGCAGCAAGGCAGCAUCGAAGGGCGUCACAUCCUGAGCUCCCCCUCUACACCGAUCGGCAGAGGCCUGCCUGGUUCAGAUCAAGACAGAGAGGACCUACGAGGCCGCCUGCAGCUUGCUGAAACGCGGGUUGAAGAGCUUGCAGAGAGCCUCCGGGCCACCACAUCCAGCAUGGAGCAGUACCAAGCGAUGGCUCAGAGCCUCGAGGAAUCGCUGGAGAACGAGAAACAGGUGACAGAGCAGGCGCGCUCAUCCAUUGAAGGCCGUAUGAAGGAGGCCGAGGAGCAGCGCUGCAGACUCGAAGAGAAGCUUCUGCAAGCAGAGAAAGAGAAGCAAGACCUGAAGGAGCAGAAGAAGAGUGUCCUGGCUGCUCUGGAGGAACAAAUAAAUGACCUGAAGAGAAGUCUUAGCAGUGCCCAGGCAGACCACCAGGCAGCGCUACAGCAGGUUGCAGUCGUUGAAGCCCAGAAACAGCAGGCUAUUAAGGACUGCCAAGAUCAGGUUAAACUGGCAGCUGAAGCUCAAGAUAAAUAUGAGCGGGAGAUGAUGCUGCACGCAGCGGACGUGGAAGCCCUGCAGGCAGCUAAAGCCCAGGUCCUGCAGGCUGCAGAGCUCAAACACCAGCUGGGGGAGAGAGAGCAGAGGAUCAGUGCUGAGCUACUGGAGGCCAGAGUGUCAUGGGAGGAGCAAGAGAAGAUCCUCAAGGAGGAGAUGUCCAAGAUGGAGAGCCGCUAUGAGGAGCUGCAAAGGCAGAACACCCUCCUUCAUGAGCAGAUCCAGGCCAUGAGCAGCAAGAUGGCAGAUAAUUUGCAGCGUGCUGCCAGUGAAAGUUCCCUCAACAUAUCUUUGACUGAAGAGGGAAAAUCCCAGGACCAGCUUCUUGAGAUUCUCAGGUUUGUACGUCGGGAGAAGGAGAUCUCAGAGUCUCGUUUUGAGGUCGCCCAAGGGGAGACUUUGCGUUACCGUUUGAGGGUGGAGCAUUUGGAACGAGAGCUGAAGGAGGUGCAGGACAGUUUGAGCGCUGCUCGAGAGAGGAUGCAGGUGACAGCGAAGACCCUGGCUCAGCACGAUGAGCUGAUGAAGAAGACGGAAACGAUGAGCAUCCUAUUGGAGACAAACAAGAGUCUGAGAGAAGAGAGGGAUAAGAUGGAGCAGGAACUGCAGCAAACUCAAGCCAAGGUGCAAAAGCUGGAGUCGGACAUCUUGCCACUGCAGCAGGCCAACUCUGAGCUGAGUGAGAAAAGCGGCAUGCUGCAGGCAGAGAAGAAGCUGCUGGAUGAGGAAAUCAAACGCUGGAAGGCUCGUACUCAGCAUUUGGUGAGUCAGCAGAAAGAUUCGGAUCCAGAAGAGUACAAGCGUCUGCAUUCUGAGAAGGAGGCGCAUCUCAAACGUAUCCAGCAGCUGAAUGAGGAAAACAACAGACUUAAAUCUGAGGUGGUCAGGACAAAUAAUCUUACAGCUUCCCUACAGAACCAAAUACAAAGCUUGCGUGACAGUAUGAGUAAGAUAACCGAAGACAAGAACGCGCUGCAGAAGGAGAUUGAGACCAAAAACCAUGAACUCCAGGAGAAGAUGCGAACCAUCGCACAGAUCAAGAAGAUCGGACGGCGUUACAGGACGCAGUACGAUGAGCUUAAGGUGGCGCACGACAAGCUUGUAGCUGAGGCCGCGGCAGGCCCAUCCCAAGAGGAGGAGGCUCGUCAGGCCUCUGUUCAGGAGCUGCAGAGCCUCAGAGAUUCUCUGAGUCAAGCUGAAGCUCGGAGUGCAGACCUAGAAGGACAGCUGGAGAACAUGAACAAGGUGGUCACGGAGCGUGAGACCGAUGCACGUAACGCCCAGGAACAAUCAUCUCGGCUGCAGACGGAGCUGACCAGGCUGCGGCAGGAGCUGCAGGAUAAAGCUUCUCAGGAGGACGCGCUCCGACAGCAGAUGGCUGAGAAGGAGGAGAAGACCAGGAAAGCCAUCGUUUGUGCCAAGCAGAAGAUCAACCAGCUCAUGGGCGCUAAAGACCAGUUGCAGAAGGAAAACGAGGAGCUAAAACAGCAGCGUGAGGAGCUGGAGGUGCGAGUGAGCGCUCUGAAGUCUCAAUACGAGGGCCGUCUGAGUCGGCAGGAGCGAGAACUCCGAGACCUGCGAGGUCAACAGGAGAGACAAGAGCAGCGAGAUGAGCCAGCUGAGGCAGGUCCCAGCAAGACCCAAGAGCCGCAGAGGAGCACAGAGCAGAGGCAGAUCAGCCUGAAGACCACUCCAGCUGCAGACAGGGGCAGUGCCAGCACCUCCGAGCCUCCAACCGCCAACAUUAAGCCUACACCUGUAGUUGCUACAGCCAGUAAACAGCCCGUCAACCCAGGGAACAAACCCACUCCGAGAGCAAGCAUCAGGCCCAUGAUCACCCCAGCUCCUGUGCCCACUCCUACGCCCACUGCUACGGUCAUGCCCACCACCCAGGUGGAGACGCAGGAAGUGAUGCAGCCAGCUGAAGGGCCACCAGUGGAGCACGUGACCGUGUACGGCAGUGCGAGCGGCUCGGUGCGCUCCGCCAGCCCCAACGUCCAGACGACCUUAGCUAGCCCCAUGCUCACUGUGCAGCAGACCCAGACACAGGCCACCGCAUUCGUUCAACCAACGCAGCAGCAGAGCAUGACCCAUACAGAGCCAGCCAAUCAGGAGCCACCGCCUGUGGCGAUCGAGGCCACGCCUAGCUCGCAGGUGGAGCGGCCGUCAACGUCGUCCUCUGUGUUUGGAACCGUGUCAGCAACACCGGGGACAUCAGCAAUGUCCAAGCGUCCUCGGGAAGAGGAGGAGACCGCCAGUGUGGUCACUGACACUGAAGCCACUCAGGAGGACACCUCGCGGGCUCCCAUAUCAAAGAAGCUGCGCAUUAUCCAGAGAGUGGGUCCAGAGGAAGAGGUGCUGGCCGAGGAUAGCGCUGAGGCCGAGGGAGUGGUGCCGACAGACAGUCUAGACGGUGGAGAAGGAAGCCAGACGGAGGCGUUUUCCACGCUGGAGGAUGGAGAUGAAGGCACAGCCUCCCAGUCCCUUACAAUGGAGCAAGAGGUUACCCUGAGCCAAAGCGAGACCACGCAACAACUGCAGCAGGAAGUGAUCGUUAUCGUAACGGACACAGAGAGUGACGAAGAACAAGAGGAGGAGGAAGACGAAGACGAAGAGCAGGACUACGAUGACGAGGAUGAAGAAGAUGAAGACGAGGAGGAGGAAGAUGACGAGGAGGAUGAUGAUGACGGAGAGAUGGGAGAGGAAGGAGAGGACAGCAAUGAGGGCAGCGGCGAUUGCAACGAGCCCUACGAAGGAGACGACACAGAGGGAGCUGACGUAACGGAGCCGGGCACUGAGACGGAGGAGAGUCUGGGGGCGUCCGACUCCACCCAAAGGCCGGCGGAUUCCCAGACACCCAGCUUUGAGAGUGGCACAAUGGAGGCUUUCUCUGCAGAGCAACCCACAAGUUCUGGUACACGCAUGCCCCAGUCGCCACGGAGACCAGUGCAUCAGCUGCCUUCACAGCGUAUCCCAGUGCGCCGCCAGUCAGUGGGCAGACUUGCUCCCGGUGUGCCGGGCAGCGCUCAGCACUUUUUCGAUGAGGAUGACAGGAUGGUUCCCAGCACUCCCACUCUGGUGGUGCCUCACCGCUCUGAUGGUUUCGAUCAGGCCAUCCACUCGCCACAGGUAGCUGGCGUGCCGCGCUUCAGGUUUGGCCCUUCAGAGGACAUGCCGCAGACCAGCUCUUCCUCACACUCUGAUCUGGGUCAGCUCGCGUCACAAGGAGGUCUUGGGAUGUAUGACAGUCCCUUGUUUUUAGCCACUCACGAGGAGGAGUCUGGUGGACGCAGCGUUCCCACCACUCCGCUACAAGUUGGGGCUCCAGUAACUGUUUUCUCAGAAGUGGCUCAGUCCGACACAACAGAGCACGCCUCUCAGUCUGUUCCCAUGGUGAGCACAUCAACACCAGGAGCUGCCGGUGCAGGGGAGGAGAGAGACGACGUCUUCCUGGAGCCAGACACUGAUCGGCCCGGUGCUGAAGUGUCGAUGGACCCCGUGGUGUCUCAGGGCGAUAUGGAGGAGUCGAGCCAAGCGUCCGACAAGAGCAGCCUCCCCUCCACCAGCCAGGAGCCUUCCUCCAGCUCUGCAGAUACAAGCAGCGCUCCACCAAAACAGUCCCGGCCCGGGCCCAGCAGACAGCUCCAACGAUGGCCGGACAGCCGCGGCGGCCGCAUGAAGAGAGGAGGUCAAGCUUUUCCGUCAUGGAAACAGGGGAGAAGAUUCGCCCGAUGAAGGAAAAAUCAAAGU